AUGUGUACAUCCACGAAGCGCCUCCUGUCUUCGUCCAAAGACACACUUCACUUCAAGCUUUGUGACUGCGUCGAUGAUCGCCUAGUAGGAAUUCUUAAGUACGACCUGAGCACUAAUUGCUUAUCAUUGAUUGAUAUGCCGCUUGCUGAUGAUGUUAUCCUCAUGGCGAUGGAGGAUGACAGUUUGGGGUUUGCACAUGUGGUUGGGUUAAUCCUCAAUCUGUGGUCAAGGCACAUGGGUUCUGACGGAGUUGCAUCAUGGACUCAGCGUACAGUCAUCAAUAUCAACAACAUCCUUCACAUUCGAAAUCCAAAGAAAAGACUUAGGCUGAUUGGAUCUGUGAAAGGCACCGAUAUCAUUUUCGUGACCACGGAUCUUGGAAUCUACAAGAUUAAUCUGAAGUCACUACAGUGGGAGAGAGAAAAGUUUCAAGCUUUCAUCCCAUACAUGAGUUUCUACAAUUCACAAGCAAGCAAUGUUGCUGAAGAGUGUAGCACGCGAACUGGAUCUCGAGCUAUAAGUUCAGUGAACUAUAGGAUAUGGGGCUGCAUGGCUAUGAAGAUCUCAUAG
Molecule: messenger RNA, 570 nt
Organism: Triticum turgidum subsp. durum (durum wheat)
Lineage: Eukaryota; Viridiplantae; Streptophyta; Magnoliopsida; Poales; Poaceae
Source: the annotation of a GenBank genome assembly